Acipenser ruthenus (sterlet) is the source of this 3609-nucleotide messenger RNA. RefSeq names its product glucose-6-phosphatase catalytic subunit 3 (gene g6pc3). The coding region runs from base 395 to 1423 and encodes 342 amino acids. The transcript has 6 exons. The record is from RefSeq and is a predicted model, not a curated record. Gene Ontology annotation, cellular component: membrane. Gene Ontology annotation, biological process: gluconeogenesis; glucose 6-phosphate metabolic process. Gene Ontology annotation, molecular function: glucose-6-phosphatase activity. Lineage: Eukaryota; Metazoa; Chordata; Actinopteri; Acipenseriformes; Acipenseridae.
CUUUUGCCUUCAUGUUGUGUUGAACUUUGAAAACCCAGGAAAUAAACGUGGCAACGGCCAGGGAUUAUCAUCUCAUUCAAAUAGGUCUCUGAAUGAAUGCUCUGCAGCAGUCACCGCUAAUGAAAUCAGGACUCGAUUGACGACAUGACAAAUUAGUGAACUUCUAUUAUUAUUAUUAUUAUUAUUAUUAUUAUUAUUAUUAUUAUUAUUAAGUAAACGAAUAUAUUAUAAUUGUACACACUGGCACACGUUACAAAUACACAGCUUGCGUACCGUACUUGUAAAAUUGACAAACGAAAAGCAAUAAAUCUACUCACGUACUCAGUAAAAAAAAAAAAAAUCGUAUAAUAUUAAAUACAUUACGGUUCACAUCUGCACCGUAUCAUCUCGCAGAAUGGAGUCGAUUCACAUGCAUGGGAUCUGGGUUGCAGAGGUGUUGCAGUCUAACUUGAUGGACUAUCAAGGUUUUUGGCUCUUUGUGACCCAUAUGGGGCACCCAAAAGCCGCCUUCCUACUUUAUUUCCCCAUCACUUUCUUUCUGAAUCGAAAAGCAGGCAUCGCGGUGCUCUGGGUAGCAAUUCUAGCAGAGUGGUCAAACUUGAUUCUUAAAUGGUUUCUAUUUGGUGAGCGGCCGUAUUGGUGGGUCAGUGAGUCUGCGGUUUAUGGAUCAGAAAAACCCGAGUUAAUACAGUUUUCUUCAUCUUGUGAGACAGGACCAGGUAGCCCCUCGGGUCACUGCAUGGUGACGGCGGCGGUGUGGCUGGUGAUGAUGACCUCACUCUCCGCUCACCUCCAGUCCCACAGUCGGAGCCCUGUGUUGAAGAUACUCCCAGUCCUGCUCUACCUGCUCGUGCUGCUGGUAGUGGGAAUCUCCAGGGUCUUCACUCUAUCUCACUUUCCUCACCAGGUUGUGACAGGAUGUAUAGCAGGAGCAAUGCUGGGGUACAUUGUGAUUCAACAUGUUCCUGAAGGGAAGUCUUUGAGAUUCUUUGCAUUCAGUUCCUUGGGGCUCUUGCUGGGGGCCCUGCUGGUGUACAGGUGUCUCGAGCUUGGAGGACUCAAGCUAUCCUGGUCCAUCGAGCUGGCCCAGAAGUGGUGUGUGAAGCCGGAGUGGAUCCGCCUGGACACUGCCCCCUUCUCCUCUCUGACCCGGGACACUGGGGCCCUCCUCGGGCUGGGGCUGGCCCUGUAUUUGAAGCCAGGGGGCUGGGAGCUGCCGUUGGCUCCCCGGGCGCUCUCCCUGGCAUUUUCCUCCAUGGCGCUGUACCAACUCAACCAACUGGCACUGCCCACCUCCCCCCCUCUGCUAUUCUAUUGCCUCUUCUUCAUCAAGAACGGCCUGAUCCCCCUGUUUGUGAUGGCUGUCGUUCCCAGGCUGGUGCACGCCAUCGCGGGGCAGGGGCAGGAAGAGAAGGACAAAUAGUACAAAGUGUGGCAUCUUCAUCACAAAGGGCAUAUCGCUUCAAAUGAGGAUGUGAUGCUUAAAGGGUGCUAGCCAAGCUUUUAAAAUCCAAUCUUCCUCAUUAGCUGCUGAUAUUAUUGCUGGUUCUCCCUCCAUCUGUUGAAGAGAUUUUGGUUCUUAUAAAUAAAACAGGGUGCAGCAGUUUAUCUAAAGCAGUGGUUCUCAGUCCUGGUCCUCAGGGACCCUCUGUGUCUUUUGGUUUUCAUUCCAACUGAGCUCUCAAUUACUUAACUAAACCUUUAAUUGAACAAACACGUAACUUAAUUUGGCCUUUUUAAUUGUUCUCAGCUCCUGAAAAGCUGCAGAUUUCAAGUACUUGUAACAUUUUAUAGCUGAGCUGAAAUCUCUAACUGUUUAAACAAUUAAAAAGGCCUAAUUAAGCUAAUUAUUAGUUGAAUUAAGGGUUUAGUUAAGUAAUUGAGAGCUCAGUUGGGUUGAAAACCAGAAGACACAGGUCACAAGAACCACUGAUCUAAAGCGUUGUAUUUGAAAUGUUAAUGAACAGGUAACAAACUGGAUUUGAAAGCCUUGGUUAACACAUGUUUUAUGUUCAGUCAUUCGGAGUGGUUCUUGGCUCAAACGUUGGGCUGUGUUCAUCGCUCUCUGCAGUGCUCUGUAACACAUUUUGAGAUAGGUUGAUGUUUGCUCAUUUCUCUGUGCUUCCUGAUCUAAGAUUUAUUAUUAUUGUUAUAUAUUUUUGUUACUAGAAGCAAACAGAGCCAAGUGAGAUCAAAGGUUUACUAUGGAGCAACAGAACUCUGAACCACUCAGAUGAUUGAAGGGAACAUAAAAAUAAUUCAGUUAAUUUUUUGCAUCACAAGUUGGAUGUGGGCUAGGUAAAUAUUUUCCCUUUAAUGCAGGUUUAUUGCACAAACGCUUGUACUACUGUACACCUGAUAUCUUUCAUGCACAAUCUGUUAUUUGUUUGACAUUAGUUUGUAAGAAAUGUUCCAAUAUUAAGUUUAAGGUUCAUGGUUUAGUGUUAUUGUUAUAGUUAGUUGGUAAACAUUACUAAAUGUUUUUACCAAAAUAUUGACAUCCUUUGAAGCAAUAUUUUAAAAUUCUAAUUUCAGCAUUACUUGAAGUUACUGUCUAGACUGCAAUAGGUCUUUAUCAGUGGCUUUGUUUUCUUUUACAAAGUUGCUGUGUUGUCACUCAGAGAGUGGAGCAUUCAUAAGUAUGCAUUUUCAUUAUAUUUUUAGAAUGUGAGGCUCACUUUAAAGUUCAGAUAUUGCAUAGUUAUGAACCAUCAGUAUAAUAAAUUAUAAAUCUAAUUUGAUGUUGCAGGGUUGUGAUGUUGACAGUAUCAAAUAUUCAGGCACACUUGUAGAGUGGAGAAUUAUACAUGUUUUAUUUCAUAACAUAGAACCAGAAAUGGUGAGAAAAGCCAAAUAUGGAUUUAUGUGACUGUCAGAUUGUGAUCAUUUUAAGUUAUGAAAGAGCAGCAAAGGUCAAUACACAAGUAAAAGUGUAUGUCUGUUAUUGAUGUUAAAAGAUGUUACAAGUUCUCAUGUAUAUCUAGUUCAAGUCUGUUGCUGUUAUUUUGUUCAAUACAUAUAUACUGGCAGUCUGGCGAAUCAGUCUCUCAGCAGCAAUGCUGACCUAAAGGACCUGUCUGCUACAGAAUUGGUCUACCUUUUACUCAAUGCUGUAACACCGAUUGGAAUUCACACAGAUUGUCCUAAAUAGCAGUUUCAAGAUUGAAAAUAAAUACAAAUAAAAAUCAUUCACUUGCAGAAACACAACUGUUAAAUAAACAGUGACCCAGACUAUGUUGGCAGAAACAAAUUAAUUUAUUUACACAAAGACAAAUGUUAUAACAUGAUACAAAAUACUUGACUAAACAUUGAAGAGAAGAGAACAUAAGGUCAGAUACAAGAAAGAGUUUUUUUUUUUAAAGGAGUGUCUUACAUCAUUCUUGUCAUCAAAAAAUUAUAAUAAAAAAAAUAUAUAUAUAUAGUGACAAAAUUAACAUCUUCUACAACACAAUACUGCUUGUCAACCACUAAGGACACACACUCAAUAGUUCUACUGAAUAGGACAUUUAGCAUCGACACUGUUUGCAGUAUCUACCAGAUGUGUGUUAUGAAUACAAAAAAAACAUUAAAUGCAUUCGAUCCAUUUUAUUUAUUGUAUUUUUUUUUUUU